Messenger RNA from Eremothecium cymbalariae DBVPG#7215, 1179 nucleotides. RefSeq names its product peptidylprolyl isomerase CPR7 (gene CPR7). Gene Ontology annotation, molecular function: peptidyl-prolyl cis-trans isomerase activity; protein binding. Gene Ontology annotation, biological process: protein folding; protein peptidyl-prolyl isomerization. The coding region runs from base 1 to 1179 and encodes 392 amino acids. NCBI's taxonomy places the organism in Eukaryota, Fungi, Ascomycota, Saccharomycetes, Saccharomycetales, Saccharomycetaceae. The record is from RefSeq and is a predicted model, not a curated record. The transcript has a single exon.
AUGAGUUGUACCAGAAAUGCUUAUUUAGAUAUAUCUAUUGAUGGCAAGGCUGUUGGACGAAUUGUGUUCCAAUUGUUCUUGGAUGUGGCUCCUAUGGCUGCCAAAAACUUCUUGGAAUUGUGUAAAGGUGAGGUUAAAAUCGGAGAUAGACAGUUAAGCUACAAACUCAAUAGGUUUCACAGGGUGAUCAAAAACUUUAUGGUGCAGGGUGGAGAUAUAAUAUUUGGGUCUGGCGAAAAUAUCAACCCUGAAGAGGUUGGAAAAGGUGGCUGUUCAAUAUAUGCGGAGAAACAAGAUUUCGAGAACUCUAAAGAUGGUGGGAGUGCUUGCUUUGGCAACUUUAAGGAUGAAAACUUAGAGGAACUUAAAGAAUCUUUCAUUCUUGCAAUGGCUAAUAUUGGUGAAAAGGAUACCAAUAGCUCCCAGUUUUUCAUUACUACAACUGCUACUCCGCAUUUAAACUUCCAGCAUUCCAUUUUUGGAAGGGUGAUUGGUGGGAAAUCUGUUGUACGUUCCAUAGAAAAAUGUCCGACAGAUAAGGAUGGUUGGCCUGAAGUAACUGUGUUGAUUGAGGAUUGUGGUGAGUGGCAUGAAGGAAUGGAUAUUCCCUUGUACAAUGCAAGUAACGCCCCUGAUGGGGGAGAUAUUUAUGAAGAAUACCCUGAAGACGAUACUCAUUUUGAUGGAGAAGAUUUUCAAAAGGCAUACGAAGCUUCAAAUACAAUUAAAGAGUCUGGUACUAUCCUUUUUAAACGGAAAGAUUAUCAAAAUGCUUAUUAUAAAUAUAGAAAAUCAUUGAGAUAUGUGAAUGAAUAUAUUCCAGAUAUUGAGCUUGAUGAUGAGCGGUUUCUUUUAUUCAAUAAAUUGAAGAUGAAAUUAUACCUGAACCUCAGCUUCGUUCUAUUUAUUCUCAGCAGACACGAUGAAUCCAUCACAUAUGCUAAUUACCUGAUAGAGAUGGAAGGAGUUACUUCACUAGACAAAGCAAAAGCCUACUACAGACGGGGAAACUGCUACCUUGUUAAGAAGAGAUUAGAAGAUGCUCUCCAAGAUUACAAGAACUGCAAAGAAUAUAACCCAAAUGAUGAGGUAGUUACCAAAAGAAUUUUGGAGAUAGAGUCCAAAUUAGAGGAGAAACUGGAAAAAACUAAGAAAAGUAUUUCAAAAUUCUUUCAGUAG